CAGCUACCCUAACUACUUGCUAUAACUUGCUAUAAUGAAGGUAGCAGUGUUGCUAGCCUGUCUCACAACACUCAGUUCAGCUAUAGAUGUCAGGAUAGUGUCUUAUGGUUCAGAGCAAGGUGUGGAGCCGUGCGCUAGGGUGUGUUAUGGUACCACCACGGGAACUUCUGAGAAAGUGUGGAGUCACAUCGAGAAGGGAUCAGUACUGAAUAUAGACAUCAGUAAAUGUCAGUUCUCAUCAUCCCCUAUUAUCCUAGCUAAGACUGUUACUAAACAUCUUAUCCCUGCUUUCAACUACCAGGACACGUUAGCGAAUAUAACAGCAGAAGGGUUCCAGUACGUAAUGUACGGGGUUGCUAGCAGCUACGCUACUUUACUGGAGUACACCGUCUCCUGGUCCGCUACUGGUUACGUUUGCUAGGUGCAGGACACACCUGUAGUUCUACUAGAGACUGUCAUUACAACUUGUUUCAAAGUGAUUAAUUAGACCCCAAAU
This is a messenger RNA of Bolinopsis microptera, 496 nucleotides long. RefSeq lists its product as uncharacterized. Bases 35 to 421 code for a protein of 128 amino acids. The record is from RefSeq and is a predicted model, not a curated record. The transcript has 3 exons. NCBI's taxonomy places the organism in Eukaryota, Metazoa, Ctenophora, Tentaculata, Lobata, Bolinopsidae.